UUUUUUUUGCUGUAACCCAGUGCCCGCAAUGCCCAUUUGAAGCCUGUACGUUCUUCCCCAUCACAAGGGAUCUACUAGCGGCGCUGUCCAUCAUUCCCUGAUCGCUUCAUGUUCAGGACAGGAGAGCUGGAGUCUGGGGGUGAAAUCAGCCACAACCAUCAUCCAUUUAGAAAUAAAAUGGUGCCUACGUUGGAUGGUAGCAAUAUGACUAAAUAUAAAAAGACCGCUGUUAUAUUUAAUGAAGUUGCUGUAUACUUCUCUGAAGAAGAAUGGAGCAAUUUGGAGACGUGGCAAAAGGAACUUUACGGCAACGUAAUGAGAGAGAUUCAUUCAACGUUAAUCUCACUAGGCUAUAGUAUUGCUUAUCCUGAUAUUCUGUGCAGAGUGAGAAAAGAUCAAGAUCCUUAUAUCAGCAACAAAGAAGAAGUGAGAAAAAGUGCCUGCUUUCCUUCUGCUAGCACUUCAACUCCUUAUCCAGACAUCUUAUUAAGGAUCAAGCAGGAUGAAAAUGCUACUGGAGCCAGUCCCAAAAGUGAUUACUCUUCUGCAGUAGAAAACUCUAUGGAACCCUCUUUCUCGUUUAAUGAAGAAAUGAAGCACAGUGUUGAUCAAUCAAAUCUAAAGUGUAACAAAGGGACCAGCACCCCAAGCACGACCCCCAGUACGAACUUCAGUAGUGAGCUGGUUUUUAAUCCAAAGUUUUCACUCUGGAUAAAACAAGAGGAUGACGAGUCUGAAUUUGAUGAAAACAACCAACCUGAGGUUUCACUGGAAGUUGAUCAUUUGAGGAAUCGAAAUAUGGAGGUGCCUUACAUUGCAGAUAAAUCACCUAUCCCAAAAGAUUUCUGUGGACAUUUUUCAAACAAAGAAAAUUCUAACAAAAAGCAGCAGGUACAUGCACAGACCAAAAACGUUUCGGCAAACAAACCUGGAAAUUCUGGAAAAGUAGAAGAAAGUCUACUGUCCAUUGUACUUAAAAGAGCAAACACUGGAAGUCUCUGCAUGCCAAGUUAUAAAUAUUUAAAUGAUUGUAAGAAAAUAGACUACACCGGAAAAGAGGCCUGCCUUGAUUCUAAACUGCCGAGCUGUCAGGCAUCACAAACUAAAGUUAAUCUGAGCUAUUUCUGUAAGACUCCAUCUGACCAGAAAGCUGUGCAUGGCAUUAAACCACAUCGAUGUAGUAUAUGUGAAAAAUAUUUUAAAACUAUUGGUAUUCUCAAUGUUCACAUGAAGACACACUCUGGCAUUAGACCAUAUCGAUGUAAUGAUUGCGGCAAGAGCUUUCGAGACAACUGGAAUUUAAAAGUUCACCAGAAAAUUCAUACUGGGGAGACCCCAUACAAAUGUUCGAUAUGUGACAAGAGCUUCAUUCAGUAUGCAACUUAUAUGAAACACCAGCGUAUUCAUACCGGGGAAAAACCGUACACAUGCUGUUACUGCGACAAACGUUUUACAAACAGUUCAAACCUGGUUCGCCAUCACAGGACGCAUACUGGUGAAAAACCAUAUGUGUGCUUGGAAUGCGGUAAAAGCUUCAGCUACAACACAAGUCUUAUUCAACACAAAAAAAUCCAUUCAAUAGAAUGUUUAGAAAAUGUAAGCAAAAAUUCGGGAAAAAAAUGAAUUUGAUAGGGGUUGUGGUUAUGUGCUAAAAUUGAUUUAUGGAAAAUAAUUUCUCGGGAUCUAUGUUGCACAAUUAGAGGAACCAGUGAAGUACUGCUCCUAAAUUGUAACUGUUGGCACACCUGUUAUGUAAUGAUGUAUCUCAUCUGGGAGCCUAAAAAAAAGUGUAGCCGGCUCCAUAAAAUGAAGUUUUUUUUUUUAUAAUGAAAAUAGAUUGAAAACAAGAACCUUUUUCUUAGAGAUUCUUUAAGGACCAUAACUACUUAAGCUUACUACAUAGGUAAUGCAUCAAGAAACUCUGUGCUCCUGUUUGCCUUGAACAAAAUUUAAAGCUUGAACGAAUUUAUUGGAGCUAUGACUUAUCACCUCUCCUUUUCCCACUGUAAGAUGUGAAUAAAUUAAUUUUGGUUUCUGAGUA
Pelobates fuscus (common spadefoot toad) is the source of this 2041-nucleotide messenger RNA. RefSeq names its product zinc finger protein 501-like. The transcript is spliced from 8 exons. The record is from RefSeq and is a predicted model, not a curated record. Bases 109 to 1623 code for a protein of 504 amino acids. Gene Ontology annotation, biological process: regulation of DNA-templated transcription. Lineage: Eukaryota; Metazoa; Chordata; Amphibia; Anura; Pelobatidae.